GGGGGCGGAGCGGACGGCGUUCGGCGGGUUGAACGGCGGCGGGGGAUGAGCGCGGAGCGGGAGAUUCGCCAGCUGCAGAAGGCGAAGGACAAAGCCCAGCGCGGCGGGAACCUGCUGGAAGAGGCGGCGCUUUGCAAUCAGCUCGGGGAGAUCUUGGCCAGCCAUGGCCGCUACGAGGAGGCUCUGGAGGAGCAUCGGCAGGAGCUGCGGCUGCUGGAGGCGGCAGGUGACGGCAUCGGCUGCGCCGUCGCUCACCGCAAGAUCGGCGAGCGCUUGGCCGAGAUGGAGAACUACGAGGCCGCGCUGAAGCACCAGCGGCAGCACCUGGAGCUGGCGCGGUCCCUCUCGGACGACACGGAGCAGCAACGCGCCUGGGCCACCAUCGGCCGCACGUACAUGUUCAUGGCCGAGAGCCGCGCGCCGGGGGGGGACACGGAAGCGACGGGAGGGGACACGGAAGCGGCAGGAGGGGACACGGCAGCGCUGCGUGAGGCUGAGCGGGCGUUCCGCACCAGUUUGGCCAUCGUGGAGGAGAAACUGGAAGGAAGCGUGUCCAGGCGGGAGCUGACAGAGAUGAGGACGCGGCUGUACUUGAACUUGGCGCUGGUCUACGACAGCCUGAGGGAUGCGGCCAAGUGCGAGCACUACAUGAAGAAAAGCAUCUUCCUGGCUGAGCAGGGCCAGCUGGCCGAGGACCUGUACCGCGCAUACUUCAACCUGGGGCACCUGCGGCUGCGGGGGGGGCAGCCGGGGGGGGCCCUGCGCUGCCUGGCCCGGGCGCGCGACUGCGCCCGCAAACUGCGCGAUCCGGCGCUGGAGAGCGACUGCUGCAGCAGCACCGGCCAGGUGCUGCUGAGUCUCGGGGACUUCGGAGCAGCCAAGCGGGCGCUGAGACGAGCCCACGCGCUGGGAGCGCGGCAGCCUUGGCAGCGCCAGCUCCUGCGCUCCCGCCUGCGAUAUGCCACCAAGGUGACACGGCUGCAGGAGGCUCUGGAGGAGGCGGGGGACCCGGCGGUGGCUUUGUCCCUCUGCGAGCAGCUUGGGGACACCUUCUCCAAACAUGGGGACUUCGACCGUGCCGUCCAGUGCUACCAGCGCCAGCUGGGGCUGGCACAGGAGCUGGGGCGGCCGCCGGGGGAAGUGGCCGUGAUCCACGUGUCCCUGGCCACCACCUUUGGGGACCUUGGGGACCACGAGCGGGCGCUGCAGCAUUACCGGGAGGAGCUGGCGCUGCACCGCGGGGACGCGCUGGAGGAGGGCCGGACGUGGCUGCGGAUGGCACUGGCCAUGGGGGAGGCCGGGACCCCCCCAGACCAGCUCCGCUCCUGCCUGGACACCGCGCUGGCUCGAGCCGAGAGUGCUGGGGACCCCCGGCUGCAGCGGCAGGUGCUGCGGCAGCUCCACGCGCUGCAGCUGCGGGACGGGGACACGGCCGGGGCCGCGCUCACCAUGGCCCGCCUGGGGGGGGACACGGGGGGGGACACCGAGGAGGAGGAGGAGGAGGAGGAGAGCAGCGAGGGGCAGGAGAGCGAGCUGGAGCUGUCCGAGAGCGAGGAUGAACUGGAUGGUUACACCAAGAGCGUCCCCGGGCGCCGGCAGAGCCGCAAGUGGCUCCGUCGCAACGAGCGCGGGGAGACCCCCCUGCACCGCGCCUGCAUUGAGGGCGACCUGCGCCGCGUGCGGCUGCUCCUGGGGCAGGGGCACCCAUUGAACCCCCGUGAUUACUGCGGCUGGACCCCCCUGCAUGAGGCUUGUAACCACGGGCACCUGGAGCUCGUGCGGCUGCUGCUGGAGCGGGGGGCGGCGCGGGACGACCCGGGGGGGCCGGGCUGCGAGGGCAUCACCCCCCUGCAUGACGCGCUGGCCUGUGGCCACUUCGAGGUGGCCGAGCUGCUGCUGCGCCACGGGGCCUCGGUCACCGCCCGCAACGCCAAGGGCCUGACGCCGCUGGGGACGCUGGAGGAGUGGGUGAGCACCUACGGCGCCGAGCUGGACGAGGACACGUGGCGGCGGUGCCGGGCGGCGCGGCGGCUGCUGCGCGAGGCCGCGGCACGAGCCCCGGCGCAGGACUCGCAGGUGUUUGACGCCGAGGUCACCGAGUCCCAAACGGCGCCGGGGGAUGGUGACGGUGACAGCGAUGGUGACAUGUCACCACUGCGGCCGGUCAAGAAGCGGCAGCGGGCGCUGGGGGAGCCGGAUGAGUUUGGAGCCGCCAUCCGGGGCUUCGGCAGCGCCAAGUCCCUUCCUGGUGCCACCAAAUCCCUUCCUGGUGCCCCCGCGUCCCUUGGUGCCACCGUGUCCCUCAGUGCCACCAAGUCCCCUCCCAGCACCGCGGUGCCGUCCCCGCGCCCGGCGCUGAUCCCGGCCGAGCAGUACCUGGCACAGGAGGACUGGCUGGUGGAUGACUUGGGGGGCACCCGGGGGGGCCGGAAGCGGCCGCGCCGUGACCCCCAGGAGCCGGUGACAUCCUCAGGGGACAGCACGGGGACCGAGAGUGACGGCGGGGACCCCCCCGCGCCCCGGCGGCGCCGGGCAGGGCAGAGGGGACCGUCCCGGGAACGGGGACCCCCCGAGGGGAGCAGGGACCCCCUGCCCACGGACGGGGGGGGUGGGGGGAGCCCCUCUGACCUGCCUGUGUCCCCACCUGCACCGCCGCCUGUGUCCCUGCCUGUGUCCCUGCCUGCGCCGCUGCCCGCGCUCCGUGUGCGCGUCCGCGUCCAGGACAACGUGUUCCUCAUCCCUGUGCCGCAGAGUGACAGGCACACGGUGGCCUGGCUGGCGGAGCGCGCGGCCGAGCGGUUCCACGCCUGCUCGGGGCUGCUGCCCCGGCUCACCCUGCAGAAGGAGGGGGCCCUGCUGGCCCCCCAGGACCCCGUGGGGGACGUGCUGCAGAGCAACGAGGAGGUGCUGGCCGAGGUGCAGGGCUGGGACCUGCCCCCCCUGGGCGAGCGCUACCGCAGGGCCUGUCACAGCCUGGGCACCGAGCCCGACCGGCUGCUGCUGCAGGUGACAGCGCGGGGGGAGCAGAGCCCGGCGCUGGCGCUGGGGGGGUCCCUGGGCCUGCGCCCCCCCCGGCUGCCCCCGCUGCUGCGGGCGCUGAAGCUGCAGGGGCUGCGGCAGCUGCGGCUGCGGGCGUGCGGCCUGGCCGAUGGCACCGUCCCCGAGCUGGCGGCCGCGCUGGCCGCGCUGCCCGGGCUGCUCCUGCUGGACCUGAGCGGCAACCGCCUGGGGGCGCAGGGGCUGCGGGGGCUCCUGCCGGCCCCCGGCACCGCCGGCGCAUGCCAGAGCCUGCAGGAGCUGGACCUGAGCCUGAACCCGCUGGGCGACGCCGCCUGCCGGCCCCUGGCACAGCUGCUGCGCGGCUGCCCGGCGCUCACCACGCUGCACCUGCGCGCCUGCGGCUUCACCGCCGCCUUCUGCCUGCCCGGGGCCGAGCGGCUGCAGAGCUUGACCUUGUCCUGCAACGCGCUGGGCCCGGCGGCGCUGGAGCGGCUCCUGGACGCCGCGUGCUGCCGCAGCCUGUGCCGCCUGGAGCUCGGCUCUGUCACCGGCCCCGCGCCGCGCCCGCUCGGCGCGGCCCUCGCCGGCUUCCUGGCACAGGACGGCUGCGCGCUGAGCCACCUCACGCUCGCCGGGAACCACCUGGGUGACAGUGACGUCCUGGAGGUGGCCAGGUGUCUCCCCUCCUGCCCGGCGCUGGUUUCCCUGGAUCUUUCGGCAAACCCCGGCGUUGGCGUCGUGGGGCUGCGGGCGCUGCUGGCCGCCCUGGGCGAGCGCGGCCAGGGGCUGCGGUUCCUCAGCCUAGCAGGCUGCUCCGUGGACGGUCCCUCAGACGCCACGACUUGGGCCAAAAUCACCAGCUUGAUCCAGGACCUGCGGCUCUGCGGGCGCCGCAUCACCCAGCGCGGCGACACCGGUGACACCGGCACCCUCGCGCGGCACCGCAAGCUCUUCUGCAAGAGCCGCUGAAGCGCCGGCGGCUCGCGGUUUUAACCGGCGCGGCCAUUACACACCGUAUUUAUCCCC
Molecule: messenger RNA, 4026 nt
Organism: Columba livia (rock pigeon)
Lineage: Eukaryota; Metazoa; Chordata; Aves; Columbiformes; Columbidae
Gene: TONSL
Product: tonsoku like, DNA repair protein
Biological process (GO): double-strand break repair via homologous recombination; replication fork processing
Cellular component (GO): nuclear replication fork
Molecular function (GO): protein binding
Source: RefSeq, a predicted model, not a curated record